Molecule: messenger RNA, 978 nt
Organism: Haliotis rufescens (red abalone)
Lineage: Eukaryota; Metazoa; Mollusca; Gastropoda; Lepetellida; Haliotidae
Product: neurogenic locus notch homolog protein 1-like
Exons: 6
Coding region: 94-837 (247 amino acids)
Molecular function (GO): calcium ion binding
Source: RefSeq, a predicted model, not a curated record
GCUCUUCCCGGACGGUUCGUUACUCAUGCAAACUUUUCGAUUUUCUUCAGUUUCUUUUUCAGUUAUUGCACACCUGCUAAUAUCACCAUCAGCAUGUGCGAGACACGUUUACAUACGGACAACACAUUGUCAUCAACCCAUCUCCAUCAGCAGUCAGCAAUGAGUGCCAGCCUGUUUCUCCUUCUUCUGGCAGUAAUAGCUGUCGAGAGCUCCGAUCCAUGUUCAAAUUUUACACUUUUUCAAAAACUUGACCAACGCCAGUCAACAUUUACAUAUGCUGCACCAGGCAUUGAUGAUAGUAAACUAACCCCAGGUUGGUAUGGAAUACCAACCAAGUGGAAACUGCUAGAAUCAGCACCUAAAACCCGUUCCUGUGGAACACGUUACCCCUUGUGGAAAUCAGGUCUGGUUGGUGAAUACGUUUCGAUGUGCAUAACGACUGGCAGAAAGAAAUGCUAUAAGAAAUUCCAAUUCGAGAUGAGGCAAUGCGACACGGUUGUGAUCUUACACUUGACGAAAGUGCGACGCAUGACGGGUUUUUGUUUGGAAAACAUAGAUCCAUGCAGGAAGAAUCCUUGUCUAAAUGGGGGAACGUGCCAGUCACAAAAUGAGCGCUACAUAUGUAGCUGUCUACCUAAACACACCGGACCCAACUGUGAAAAAGACGGAAUUGAAGACAUGAAGCCUCGAGUCUCAAAGCUCAAGAAAGAUCGGGAGUGUCCAAUUAAUUCGCCGGACUGUUGGUCCUCCAACUGCAGUAUUUCGGCAGUGAGAUCGCACAUUCACCUCCACGUGAUAUUUUUAACUUUGGUACAACAGUUACUGUUAAAGCAUUAAGGCUCUUUGUUAAGACUUGUCAAGGAUGACAUCACCUCGGUAACACAUGCUAUACGCAUGUACAUGCUCCUUGAAGGAAAGACAAAAGGCUGUGUACGUAUCUGAAUACAUCUUUGCAAUAAAAUGUUGUUAUAUUUGGAA